ACCCCGUACUACUCACCACCACGUUCAUAUCUCUCUCUCUCUCAUAAUAAUAUGUAAAAACGCCCUUUCGCCUUAAAACUCUCUACUCCCCUUAUUUCUCCUCUCUGAAAACACAUUUAGGGUUAGGGUUUUAAAACCCCUAAAUUAUGUAAAAGUUUGGUGAAUUUUGUGUUUAAUUUGACCUAUCAAUCAAUGACUGGGAAUUUACAUAUCAAAUUGUUGUUGUGUAGGGGUUGUUUUGGUGCCUUUAUGUUUAGGAAUCGUUUGAAAGUUUGUUACUUUAAUUACAUAUAGGUGGUUUGAUUAGGGUUUUGGGGUUUUUUUUUUUUUUUUUAUGGCGCCGAGUCGAAGGAAAGGUAGGAGUAAAGCGGCGGCGGCGGCGGCUGCAGCUUGUCGUCAGUGGAAAGUGGGUGAUCUUGUGCUUGCUAAGGUUAAAGGGUUUCCAGCUUGGCCUGCUACGGUGAGUGAGCCAGAGAAGUGGGGUUAUUCGAGAGACCGGAAGAAAGUGUUAGUUUACUUUUUUGGAACACAACAAAUAGCCUUCUGCAAUCCUGUGGAUGUCGAAGCAUUUACCGAAGAUAAGAAACUAUCUCUCUUUGUUAAACGUCGUGGAAAAGGUGCUGAUUUUAUUCGUGCUGUGCAUGAGAUUAUUGAUUGCUUUGAGAAGUUGAAAAAGGAGCAGCCUGUCAAUGGUAAUUCUACCGAUGAAUUGGUUGUUAGGAGUGACAAUGAGGUUGUUGAAUUAACCAAAACUCAUUUGGAGGGUGAAGCUCUCAACACAAUUGAAUCUUCAUCAAAAGAGAACCUUGGAGAUGAAAGUGAACCAGACAUUGAAAACGAGCCUGGCGCAGUUGCUGCAAAAGACGAUGUAUCCCAUGAUGGUGAAAUGCUGUCAGUUGAUCCUACUAGUGCGGAGGUUAUGGAUGUGCCAGCUACAAAGACUUAUUCUACCCGAAGGAAAAUUGUAGGUGGAAGGUCAAGAAAUGGUGCUAUGGAGAGAAGGGCUCCAUCUGCUCGCAGGUUGAGAAGUUCUUUGAGGACCGAUCCUGAAGUACAUCAAAAUCGUUUGUUGCCUUCUGGUCCUCACAGCAUUAAUGCAGGAUAUGGUGGUAAUACAACAAGGGAUAGAUCUGCGAGAAGGAACAAAAUGGAUGGAAAACCAUCAGAUGGUUUAGAUAGGAACAAUAUGGAUCAACCUGCUUUUGUUUCUAAUGGCAGCACAGAAGAGAGUGAUUCUGAAAUUGCUACUGUGGAUUCUGGAAGCAUUAGCUUAAAUGAAGGCAGCAGUGUUGAAUCUGGUUGUAAACCUGUCUAUAGGUGUGCUGUGCAAUGUGAAUCGGAGGUUGAGUUGAGCCAAAGACUUGAGUUCCAAAGUAGCGCGGUAAUACUCAAGAAGAAACGGAAGCCAAGUAGAAAGAGGCUGCACACUGAUUUAACUGAGUCCUCUGCUGGUUUAGACAAAGAUACAGCUUCGGAGACACUGACUGCUAGAACUACAGAUCUCCUGCCGGGUGACCUUGUAAAAUCUGAUGAGAAAAAUUCCAAGGAAUUAAAGGAAGAUGGCGAUGAUCACUUACCACUGGUCAAGAGAGCCAGGGUACGUAUGGGUAGGUCAGCACCCGAAGGGGAGGUGCUAGAUAAUGAGGUACUGGAUGAUGCAAAAUCACCAGGAACUUCUGAUAAGUCUUUGGAACAGGUACCUGAGGGAGAUGGAUCUUGCCUUCAGAACUCUACUUGUAUAAAAAGUGAUGCAUAUGAUUCAUCUCCAUCGAAGAAAUGUUCUGCCAAGAGACCGCCGUUUUGGGAAAUCCGUAAACAGUUUGGUGGUUCGCUGGAUGGCGAGUCUGCUUUACCUCCAUCCAAACGGCUUCAUCGUGCCUUGGAGGCCAUGUCAGCUUAUGCUGCAGAUGAUGACAAACAAGUUGUGGAUGGGCUUUGUAGAAUGAAGACAUCUAUCAACGAGUAUUGCUCGAGUUCCAAGGAGGUUUCCUCUGAGCUGUCAGGUAGUAUUAAACUUGAGAAUAACUCUGAUGUGGGUAGAAUGGGAAGCCCAGCUAGUGCUGUACAGGAAGAUGCUACUAUUGUGGCCAGUGCUAAAGUGCUAGUAGCUCAGGAAGUGCUAGCUCUUACUACACCUGUAGCUUGUGGUGAUAGCUCAGCAAAGGAGUCCUGUGAAGAUAAAUGUGAUGUCUCGGACGCUGUUAUACAGACGCCUCAAAAAGUGGAGUCAUCAAAUGACUGCCCUUCUAGCACUUUUGUUGCACAUUCUGCUAAUGCCAUGUCUGGUGGUGAGUUGCAGGGUACCUUCAAAUGUGGACGUCCCUCACCAAUGGCAGUCAUGACAUCUGAUGAAAAUUGUGAAAAUGAAGCUGCUGAGUCACCAAAACAUUUCGAAGAUCCAAUUUCUGAAGCAUCUGGGAAAUCCGCGGAUUGUGGAUCUAAUGAUGAGGUUAUAAUGAGUUCACCGGAAAAAGGUGGUAUUACGGGGUUAGGUGGUGCUGAGGCUGAAUGUGGUAAAAAUAACAAGUUGUGCCAGGUUUCGUUAGAUGUGAGCAUUCAAGACAAUGAAGAGUCAAUUAGUAUGAAAGAAGCUGGAUCGGCAUCAAAGAAUAUAAGCGCGACUUCAUCUUCAAGUCCUGAAAAAGUUGUGGAUGUGUCACUCAAGGAGUUGCGCAUGUCUGGUUUGAGCUCUGUAUCUGAUGAUCAGUUUGGCGACAAAGCUGUCUCAACCACCCUUUCGUCAUCCUCUCUUACUGAUGGGAUGGACUCCUUUAUUAGGGCAUCUACACCAAAUACUUUAACUUGCAACAUAUCUACUGUAGAUAGUAGCAUGCAUGCAAGUAUUGGAAGCUCUAGUCCCUUCCCUUAUCAGUUACAUGAUAAACCAAGGACCGAUGGGAAACUGAGCAGCAGAGGAGAAGCCAAUGUUGCUUUAGGUUCCUUUGAGGCUACUCUUGGGAUACUGAGAAGGACAAAAGAAAGCAUUGGGCGGGCCACACGUGUUGCUUUAGACAUUGCUAAAUUCGGUGUUGCUUCCAAGGUUGUGGAGAUCAUUGCUCAAAAGUUGGAAAACGAGUCAAGCUUACAUAGAAGGGUGGAUCUUUUCUUUCUUGUUGAUUCUAUUGCACAGUUUUCUAGAGGACUUAAAGGUCACAUUGGUGGCAUAUAUCCUUCCGCGAUUCAGGGACUAUUGCCACGCCUAGUAUCAGCAGCUGCUCCUCCUGGAAGUGGUUCCCAGGAAAACCGAAGGCAAUGUUUGAAAGUUUUGAGGGUUUGGCAUGAUCGGAAGAUUCUUCCCGAGUCAGCUAUUCGACCCUACAUACGAGAACUUGAAUCCUUUUGUGGUUCAUCAUUGAGUCGUGCACACUCUCGACGUCCCAUGAGGACAGAAAGAUCUUUCGAUGAUCCAAUUAGAGAAAUGGAGGGCAUGCUGGUUGAUGAAUAUGGAAGCAAUUCAAGUUUUCAACUUCCUGGGUUUCGUAUGCCUGCAAUGCUUAAGGAUGAAGAAGUAAGUGAUUCUGAUGGUGAGAGUUUUGAGGCUGUCACUCCAGAACACCCUGCUGGAAAGCCCAAUGGGGAGGAUGCCAUCCUGGCUAGUGAGAAGCACAAACAUAUUCUGGAAGAUGUUGAUGGUGAACUUGAAAUGGAAGAUGUGUCUCCUGUGUGUGAAGGUGGAAGUGCUUCCAUCAGUUGCAGUGUCGGAACAGAUUCUGCUCAGAUCUCAUGCCCUGAUGAUGGGAACAGUUUUGGAGCCCCCUUCCAUCCCCCCCUUCCGGAGGAUGGUCCCCCCUCAGCUCCUCCUUUGCCAAUAUCCCCCCCUCCACCUCCACCACCUCUGGCCUCAGUUACACCUGCAUCAUCUUCUUUUCCACCUCUGUCUUCUCUAUCGAAUUCUGCCCCCAGUAGUGUUCAGUCAAACUGUUCAAUGGGUUCCCAGAAUAUCAAAGACAACUUGCAGGAAACUGUUUUUCAGCAGUGUACAGUUGCACAAGCUCAUCCGGCUGUCCCAGAUGCUAUUCAUUGUCAACCCUCCGAUGGCAGAGAGAUUCAUGCUAAGGGAUCGUUGAAGGUCCUUGACGCUGCUAGUUCACGUCCUUCCAGCAAUGGAGCUGUUUCUCAUCCACCAUUCUGCUUGUCUAAUGGAGUGCAGCCACCUGACGGGGCUUGUGGCAAGGGCUUCCAUUUGCGGCCACCUCACCCCGCUCCUUCAAAUCAGUUCUCUUAUGUUCAGGCUGAUCAGCGGAGGGAUAUAGCAACUCCUUAUUCCAAUGUACAGCAUAUGCCAAGUUUUUCCAGAGAUCGUAGUGGAAUGAAGUCAGUGCGACGUGAAAUUGCAGAAAGUUGGAUGCCACAAUCCCAUUAUUCUGGUCCAUGCUACCCAGAUGGUUCCAGAGGUCACUAUGCUGCUGCGCCAUAUCCUAUUCCACGUGAACCACCUUUACCGAGCCACAAGUGGGGUUACCCUCCCCGAGGUAUGAAUAGGAGGGAAAUCUUUAAUCACAGACCGCCGCCUGACCGCCUGAUUCCAGUGACAUCUAGAGGUCCUGGCUUUUGGAGACCAAGAUAAGAUGACCCAGGAGUGGAAGCUACAGCUGCUGGUAGUGCGGCUUUCUUUAUACUAAUCUUAAGAGCAAUUUGUACGCAGAGGUGCACUGAAGGAGAGAACAGCGACGCCAUUCAUGCUUGUAUAUAUGUAUCUAGUGUUCCUUUGCAAUUGUAGAGGGGAUAAUCCAUCGUCUGGAGAGCUCUGUAGCAUAUUCCUAGGCAGCUAAGUUUUGUAUAUUACUUAUAAUGUUUUUUCCUUUUUCUCAAUCUGUUUAUGGUCUCUCUUCCUAGCGUUCAGAGGUUAUAUCAACAACAUUUUGGCAAUAGUUAGGGCAUUUCAGGAUACUCAUCAUGUGCACCCAUUGUUACUGUAGUCUCACAUGGUCCCUGUAUAUUCUGGAGGAUCUCACCGCAUUCAGUGGUAUCAGAAUUGUGAAGCUGAAGCGUAAUGUGAUAGAUAAAUUAAAAGCUGUGUUGUCUCUUGA
Molecule: messenger RNA, 5030 nt
Organism: Lycium barbarum (goji berry)
Lineage: Eukaryota; Viridiplantae; Streptophyta; Magnoliopsida; Solanales; Solanaceae
Product: protein HUA2-LIKE 3-like
Exons: 12
Coding region: 335-4567 (1410 amino acids)
Biological process (GO): regulation of transcription by RNA polymerase II
Cellular component (GO): nucleus
Molecular function (GO): double-stranded DNA binding; transcription coregulator activity
Source: RefSeq, a predicted model, not a curated record